This is a messenger RNA of Aspergillus wentii DTO 134E9, 492 nucleotides long. RefSeq lists its product as uncharacterized. Bases 44 to 400 code for a protein of 118 amino acids. The transcript has a single exon. The record is from RefSeq and is a predicted model, not a curated record. NCBI's taxonomy places the organism in Eukaryota, Fungi, Ascomycota, Eurotiomycetes, Eurotiales, Aspergillaceae.
CUUGACCAAUCUAGGCAUGCAGUAAAUCGAUAAUAUAUGUACUAUGGACAUCAGUACUUACUAUCACGAGUCAGACCUAUGGGUGAUCCUGCUUGCAGUUGCCGAGCACCAUGGCUUCUAUUACCAGGUAGUUAUUAUUAGUCUUGCUAUCACUCGGUCUUACCCUAGGAUAUUUUUGGAACAAGCAUCUCCCGAGAUAUCCUGGAGGUCAUGUUUGACCCGAACAUUUCAUGUGCUCAUGUUUUGGAUCCUCGUGGCUUGGUGCUUAUUACUUUCCCCUUUACAUGUUUUCAUAUCAGUGCCUUCUUUACUAGCCGGCUUCUCUAGAACCUUUGAUUAUGCACCGCAUCGGGGGUCCGAUGUGGUCUACGACCCUGGAAAUACCACGAUUGUGGAGUGAGCCUUAGCUUCUGUUAUCCUGUAUAGGAGCCAACCUGACAACCGAAAUUUGUAGUGUGUAUGCUAUCCACGGCCUCGGCUCGGAUCCAGCGU